AUGACACAUCUCUCUCAUUCGUCUUCCAUGGAGAUUACUCCAUAUAUCCAAACCUUAUCCCGAAUACGUUGGUCGGAUGCCCUCCCCGACAAAAUCGGCCAACCCCUCUACUUCUACAAAAAAGGCUGCUGGUCCCCCCGCCUCCUAACGGAAUCCGACCCAGACUACGACUUCGAGAACCCCCUCUUAAACCUGAACUUCGAAUUCCGCCACAAGUUACUAGACGAUGUUGAAUUCGAAGUACCGCUCUUCCACGUUAACCGUGAAGUCCGCGGUUUCGCCUUAGCAUGGGUUCACAAAAAGGGUCUUACAAUACGUUUUGAUAAGAAGAGAGUGUGUGCUGUGUUUGUUCGCGCGUUUGAUCCUAUGAUUGAUACGCCAUAUGUUCCACUUGGGAAAUGGGAUGAAUUCCUCCGCGAGCCGUUCGAUCGACAUUUCGAGCUGGAUCUUAUAGAAAAGAAUAUAAAUUGUCCCGGUCCGGCGUUUACGCGGGUUGCUGUGUCUGAGGCUGUGUUGAGGGGUGAGGAUAACUCUCUAGCUGAGAUUUCUGAUUGGUAUGCUCGUGUUCGGAAGGUAUUUAUUAUUGUCGAUGCGCAGCCGAAUUUGGAUAUGCAGUCUGAAGAUUACGGUGAAGAUGACGACAUGAGGUUGCAGCGAAGGUGGGAUAUUGAGAGUAGUGCACUGGGAGUGAAGCUCUUCUGGAAUAAUGACCAUGGGGAGUUCAAGUGGGCGAAUAGGGAGGAUUUGGGCGACAAAGGUUUAUGCAAGCUCAUUGAAGAAGCUAGCAAUGGGGUGGGUGAGAAGCUUGUAGGGUACGGGAGGCGCAGGUUUGAGGUGCGGCCUGUGUUUACUGUUAGGAAAUGA
Molecule: messenger RNA, 864 nt
Organism: Aspergillus ruber CBS 135680
Lineage: Eukaryota; Fungi; Ascomycota; Eurotiomycetes; Eurotiales; Aspergillaceae
Exons: 2
Coding region: 1-864 (287 amino acids)
Source: RefSeq, a predicted model, not a curated record